CAUUUCUUCUUUUUCUUUUCCCUUCACUUUCUUCCUUCAUAAAAAUUGUGGAGGAACGAUGAAAACGAGGUUGUGUUUGACGACGUUGUUGUUCCUCGUUAGUGUGAGUGUGCAAGUGGCAAUGGGAGAUGCAGAUCAUGACCACACUCUAAAAGCCACGUCACACGAGCAGAUCCAGUGCACGAUGUGCUCCUCUUGUGACAACCCUUGCAACCAAGUUCCCUCGCCACCACCACCCUCUCCCUCGCCACCACCUCCAUCUCCGUCGCUCCCACCUCCUUCCACCAACAAUUGCCCCCCACCUCCUAGCUCCGGCGGCGGCGGUGGAGGUGGAGGUUCAUACUAUUACUCCCCGCCUCCACCCUCUCAGAGUACCUACUACUCGCCACCCCCUCCGGCAUCUGGCGGAGGUGGCGGCGGAGGAGGCGGAGUCUACUACUACCCUCCUCCGAGCAGCGGAAACUACCCGAGGCCGCCGCCGCCGAACCCUAUUGUGCCGUAUUUUCCGUUUUACUACUACAGCCCUCCGCCGCCGUCCACCGCGGCUCCGUCGGCGUUGACGGCGUCGAGGUUUCUCUAUGUAGAAAUGCAAAGAAAGGUAAAAAUGGUGGUAAUAAUGGCGCAGAUUUGCAGAUCUUGAAAUUAUGAGGAAAAUGAGAGUGAGUUUGUAAGUUGGAAGUGGAAGCACUCGUGAAUUUCCCAAUUUGCCCCCUGCGCAUGGGAACCUCGACAUGUGAAAUACCACGCACGCACAUA
Molecule: messenger RNA, 756 nt
Organism: Abrus precatorius (Indian licorice)
Lineage: Eukaryota; Viridiplantae; Streptophyta; Magnoliopsida; Fabales; Fabaceae
Product: leucine-rich repeat extensin-like protein 3
Exons: 2
Coding region: 59-640 (193 amino acids)
Source: RefSeq, a predicted model, not a curated record